Messenger RNA from Dicrocoelium dendriticum, 769 nucleotides. The record is from the annotation of a GenBank genome assembly. Lineage: Eukaryota; Metazoa; Platyhelminthes; Trematoda; Plagiorchiida; Dicrocoeliidae.
GCCUUUAGAACAACGGAUGAAGCGAUUCACAGGAGACGUGCAAGAUCAUUCGCCUUGCCAACUGUCGAGCAGGAACGAUUCCAAGCCUAAUGAAAGCCUACCCUCGGAAGAACCAGAGGUCACCACUAAACAUAGCGGCCAACAAUGGCUGUGGGUUGAACCGUCCAUCUCUGAAGAAUGUGCGUAUCUGGAGAAGGCGCAGAUCAGUUGGGAGCGCAAGAUGCUUCGCAGUUUACACACUAUGUGUCAGGAAUUGGAUAUACGGUUGUGUGGAACGAGAAACAGUGAACAGAAAGAGUCAAUUCUGCAGCACUGGAAAGAGCUCACAUCAGUUUUCAAUAAGCCACUCGUGAUUAAGCCAGUUUUUGGUCCAAAAGAUCUACUCGAAGUAUUGAUUUGUAUUGAGCACCCCAACAUAAAGCAGCCAGCAAAAUUGUCCAUUCCCUACCAAGAUUCGGAUACUCUGCCAUAUUGGGGACUUUUUAAUCUUCCAAUGAAAGUGAAAGAUAUUUAUGAUCUGGGCGAGUAUUAUCACUCCCUAAGCAUUGAGAGGCCUCAGUGUGGGAUAGAUGAUGUACUGUCGGCAUCGUUUAGGGAAAGCCGCGAAUUGGAAGCGGAAGAAGGUAAGAGGGUUUCAUUGUCUGUAACGUUGCCCAUACCUGCCCUCUUUUGUUCUCCGAUCGAGUUCGUCAACAAUGGCUCGAAACUAUCUUCAACGUGGCUGCCCUAUGGGUUAUCGUGCUCGGAUAUGGUCCCUCUACCUGAAUAC